Molecule: messenger RNA, 5450 nt
Organism: Yamadazyma tenuis ATCC 10573
Lineage: Eukaryota; Fungi; Ascomycota; Pichiomycetes; Serinales; Debaryomycetaceae
Gene: WDR6
Biological process (GO): tRNA methylation
Cellular component (GO): cytoplasm; nucleus
Molecular function (GO): protein binding; nucleic acid binding
Source: RefSeq, a predicted model, not a curated record
UCAGGUUUAUCGAUGAUUGAAGGUUUCAACACUGUCUCGUCAGUGAAUGAGGACUAUUUCACUUCGUUGUCACAUUAUGGUCCGGUCACAGCUUUGAGGUUCUACCAACAUUACAUCUUAUGUGGAUACGGUCCAGUUUUGAAACUUUUCAAAAUCGAGAAAAAUGAGUGCUCACUCGUAAACAGCCAACAGGUCUUCAAAAGAAACAAAAUCCACAGUAUUUCAGUUACCCUGGAUGGCUCUAAAGUGAUAAUUGCGGGUGCCAGGUCAUUUCUGGUGAUAGAGUUCUCUGAGAAAAAUUGGCAAUUUGUGGAAAAAGCUGUUAACGAGUGGAUAACUUGUGUUGAAUUUCUAAAUCCACAAACUGCUUUGAUUUUGACUUCACACAAUAUAGUCUAUAAAGUCGACGUUUCUGAUAUGGUAUUAUUUAAGUUUAGACUCCAAGAAAGAAUAGACUGCAACGAAAAGUCAAUUUUGUACAGCGGAUCCAUUCGAGUUGGUGAUGGUAAAGUUAUAAUAGCAGCUGGAACCGUGAUGGACGGAGUGAUAAUAUGGGACAUGAAUUCGUCCAAGAUUCUUCAUCGAUUAAAUGAUCACAAGGGUUCUAUUUUCGGGGUGAAGGUCAAUUCAAGCUUAAAACACAUUAUUUCGUGUUCUGACGAUCGGUCUGUCAAGUUAUACGACUUUGAAAGUGGUAAGUUCCUUGCAGAGGGAUGGGGACAUGGAGCCAGAAUCUGGAACUUGGAAUUCUACAAACAGAGUGAAAGUUUACGAAUCAUAAGCUCAGGUGAAGAUUGCACGGUCAGAGUUUGGCAAUAUGAAGAAGGUUCCGACCGGCUCAAACAGCUUGAGGUUAUUGAUGACUGUCAUUUAGGAAAGCACGUGUGGUCUUGUGACGUAGAUGACGUGCAAAAUAACAUGAUUGUUACAGGAGGGGCUGAUGGCUCGGUAAGGCUACAUGACUUGCAAGAAGUUGAUAACUUAGCUGAUUGUUAUAGUAUAGAAUCCAUCUCGAAGAACUUCGGUGUUGUAUUUGACAAAUCAGAGGUCAUCAAGAAUAUUGCUGAGAUGGACAACUUAGACUACUUAUUUGCGUUGACUUCACACGGAAAGCUCCUUUGUUUGGAUCAAAGUGUUUUGUGUUGGAAAGUCGUUGAACUAGAAGAGAACGAGUGUGAAAAGUUUUGUGGAUUUGCCAUAAUGAAGAGCAUACCAAGUGUUAACACUCUUGUUAUAUCUUCUAUAUUUGGUGAUACUCUCGUGAUGGACUUCAAUAGUUCGUCUAUACAGCCAUUGAACAAGACAUGGUUCAGCGGUCCUUCUGGAAAUAAAGUCAACAGUCUUCUUAUUACAGAAGAUCCAGCUCACAAAAACUUUUACCUUUUAUCUGACUGUCCAAAUACCAAGAUACCUUUUCAAGUUAGACAUUUCCGUGAAUGUGAUGGAAGAUUGAAAUUUGUGGAGGAGAUCAGAUUAGACCAGCCAAACCAACCCAAAUUCACAUCUACUUGUAUGAUCUAUGAUUCGAUAAAUCAUUGGCUAAUUGUGUACUCUAGGUUCACUAGUAUCAUGAUAUAUGAUUUGAACACCAAACAAGGGAAGUUGUUCAGAAAAAUCUGUGAUGGUGACACAAUCACAUCUGCUUCAGUGAUCGAAAAUAAACCCGGUUCUAUACACUGUCUUGCUGUAGUUAGAGAUGGAGUUUACUUGUACAUAAAAUUCACCAAGCUGGCAGAGUUUGAAAUUGAAAUUACCCAUGAAAACAAGCUCACCAGAGGAUUCAUAGAAGGAGGGUUUAUCAAGAAUAAGGAUCUUUACUUGUAUGGGUUCAGAUCCAACUAUUUCUAUGUUUGGAAUGAAACCAAGCAAUUAGAGGUUGCAAAAGAAUUGUGUGGUGGUUCUCACAGAUUAUGGGAAGUCUAUUUCCCUGGAAAAAAAGACAUCAAGUACAGAUUCGCUUAUAUCCACAAAUCCAAGUUGUACAUCAAAACUUUUAACAACUUUUUGAGUGACGACUCGUGUAGUGUGAUUAACAGUGGUACUCAUGGAAGAGAAAUCAGAGAUAUUGCAAUUUCACCAUUAGCGAACGAUGAUAACACCAAGUAUAUAAUGACGGCUUCUGAGGAUACUGUUGUGAGGCUAGGUAGGUUACAUUCUAAUGGAGAUAUCAAGUACAAUUGGUGCUUGAAUGAACAUGUUUCUGGAAUGCAGAGAAUUGGGUUUUUGAAUCACCAGUUUGUUGCCAGUUCGGCCGCCAUGGAAGAGUUUUUUAUUUGGAAGAUUUCAUGUUUGGAAGAUGGAACACCUUUGAUCAAGAAGUAUUCUUCCUUGAAGCCAGAGUCUGACUUUCCCGACUUGAGAGUAAUGGACUUUGACUCUUGUGAAACUGAAACUGGAUUUAUUAUUUCCACGGUUUACUCUGAUUCAGGUAUUAAGAUCUGGGACUUCAAUGUUAAUACCAAGGUAUUUACGUUAUUACUGAAGGGGUUCUAUACCACUUGUUGUUUGCUUCAAGUUAAGUUUCUUCGGUUCAACGACGAAUUACAUCUUUUAACUACCGCUACAGAUGGACAUAUUGCCAUUUGGAGAAUCGAAAAUCUGCAAAAAGAAUUAGGAAAUCCUAUAAUCAGGCAGCAGUUACACCAAAAUAGUAUCAAAGGCGUUAUUUUGGAUACUGUACAUGUAAACUUGCAUAGAUUGGUUACUGGGGGAGAUGAUAAUGCAUUGGUGCUUUCAACUCUCACUUUCAGGAAUGGAAAGAUUGAAUGGAGCUCCCAGUCGUUUGUCGAAGAUGCUGCUUCGUCGACCAUCACCACUAUGGCGUACGGAGGCGAUCAGAAGGUGAUUGUGACCUCUGUGGACCAAAUUAAUAGAAUGUGGGAUUAUAGUAGUGGAAGUUUGGAGUGUGUCUCUGCAAAAUACACCACCGUGGCUGAUACUGGAUGCUCUCAUACCACUGUGCUUGAAGACCAAAAUAUGUUGGUGGUUGGUGGUGCUGGAUUGAGUGUUUGGACAUGGUAGGUCUAUUAGUAGGUAGUAAUAAUUAAAAAUAUAUAUUUAUAAGAUUAAGAACUAUAGGCUCAACAAUCUCAAGUUGAAGACAGUUUCAUUGAUGCUUUGUUCCUCAUCAAUGAUGACCUUGUCCUUGUCAUCACUAAACUCUUGGAUUGGAAGCUUGGUGGAUUUGAGUAAAAUGUCGGAUUGGGUAUCCAAAAUGGUCUUAAAGUCAAUAGUAUCUUUGACCAAUUUGUACUCAACUUGAACUUCAUCAGUGGUGUUUAAACCAGCCUUCUUACGCAAUCUUUGGAUACGGUUGAUCAAUUCUCUAGCCAAACCUUCGCCUUGCAAUUCAGGGUACAAUUUCACAUCCAAGAUAAUCAAAAGAUCUUGGAAAGAUCUGACUUCAUGGCCUUGACCAGCCGCGGUGUCUGGCAAUCCACGAAGAACUUGCAAGUCUUCCUUUACCAAAUCAAUACCAUCAACUGUGAUCUUACCAGAUUCAGCAAACUCCUGAACUUCUUCAGAAGUCACGCUAGGUAAAGCAGCCUUCACUCUCUUAGCAUCCUUCUUAAGCUUCUUACCCAACACUGGCCAAUCAGCGACAACGGUGUACACAACCCCGUAUUUAGCUUCGUCAGAGGUGAUAACUAGGUUUCUAACGUUCAAUUCUUCGAGAAUGUAACCCUGUAAUGAUUCGAUAUCCUUCAAGUAUUCUGGAUCAGCAUGCAAGAUAACCAAUUCUUUCAAUGGGGUCUUCAAGGAAAUAGUCUUCUUUUCUCUGAUGUUUCUACCCAAGUCGAUAACCUUUUGCAUUCUUCCCACGGCUACUUCAAUCUCUUUAUUGAAUAAUUCCUCUCUGACGGUUGGGAACGAUAAGAAAUGAACCGAUCUAAUAUCUUUGUGCUUAGGAUUCACCACAAGAGAGUUCAAGUAGUCUUCUGUGAAGUAAGGCUUGAGCUUCAAGUAAAUGUUCUCAGCAAGGAAAGGGGUGAAUGGUGCCAUAGUUCUGGACAAAAUCAAUAAUCCUUCCACCAAGGUGUUAAGACCCAUUUGAGUGUCUUUGAUACCCUCAUUGGAGUAACCCUUGAUACGACGACGGUUGAAACGAAUGUACCAAUUGGUCAAAUCAUCAAUCAAACGCAACAAUCUUGGGACCACAGUAAACAAUCUGUAGCUGGACAUUUCCUCGUGAAUGAACUUAAUCAAAGACUGAAUAGAGGCUAACAACCAUUUGUCCAUAACAUUGGUGGAAAUCGAGGAUGGAUCGUAAACAAAGUCCACACCGUUUUCCUUCUUGAAGAUGUCAGCAGAAUCUUUGAAAAACUUGUAAGAGUUGUACCAAGGCAAUAAAACGCCAGAAACAAUUUCCCUGACACCUUCUUCCUUGAACUUCAAAGUUUCAGCUCUCAAAACGGGAGAAUUGAUCAAGUAUAAUCUCAAGGCAUCUGCACCAUAUUUAUCAAGAAUAACUUUGGUGUCAGGAUAAUUCUUCAAACGUUUGGACAUCUUCUUACCAUCAGCAGCCAAAACUAUACCGGUAACAAUGACGUUUUGGUAAGGAGCGGUGUUGAACAAAUGGGUACCCAAGACUGUCAAAGUAUAGAACCAACCUCUGGUCUGAUCCAAUCCUUCAGCAAUGAAGUUACCGGGGAACACAUCAUGGAAACUGUCCUUUCCUUCCAUUGGGUAGUGUUUGGAAGCGUAUGGCAUAGAACCAGAUUCAAACCAACAGUCAAAUACUUCUUCGAUUCUCUUCAAGUUACCCUUUCCCUUCUUAGAUGGAAUGACAAUAUCAUCGAUACUUUCACGAUGAAUAUCAGUUAUAUCGUCACGACCAGACAACUCCUUCAAUUCAUCAAUGGAUCCAAUACACACGAUUUCUUCGAAAUCAUCACUUACCCACAAAGGAAUUGGAGUACCCCAGUAACGGUUUCUAGAAACAUUCCAGUCUCUAGCAUUGGCAAUCCAGUUGGAGAAUCUUUUCUCCUUGAUGUUGUUUGGAACCCAAUGGGUUUCAUCAACGUUCUUCAACAUAUCUGGAAUAAUCUCGCCCACGCGUACAAACCAAGCUGGAACUGUUCUGUACAAUAAAGGAGUAUCGGAUCUCCAACAGAAAGGAUACGAGUGCUUGAUUUGGGUGCUGAGCAACAUGUUGCCUUUUUCUGUCAAGUCUUUGAUGAUAACUUUAUCAGCAUCCUUGACGUACAAACCAGCGAAAUCUGGGACUUGCUUUGUAAACUUACCUUGAUCAUCCACGGGGUUUGGAGGAGUUCUCUUUUCAGAAAUGACACCAGCCUUCAUAGCAGCUUCGAAAUCAAUUUCACCGAAAGCUGGAGCUUGGUGCACAAUACCAGUACCCGAAUCAUCAGUAACAAAGUCAGCACAGUAGACUCUAAAACCAUGUUCUGCAAAUUCCUUGACGAAAUAGUCGUACAAUGGGACAUAUUUAA